Spodoptera littoralis (African cotton leafworm) is the source of this 666-nucleotide messenger RNA. NCBI's taxonomy places the organism in Eukaryota, Metazoa, Arthropoda, Insecta, Lepidoptera, Noctuidae. The record is from the annotation of a GenBank genome assembly.
AUGUCUCUGAGACUCGCGCCGGACUUCAGAUACGGUGACUCCACACAUGUGAGGCCGACGGAGCGAGGAGUGGUGGAAGAUGCCCUGGCGAUGUACGCCUGGCUGGUAGACUCACUCAAUGAGAAGGACAGACCACCUGUUAUUGUAUGGGGACACUCUUUAGGGACGGCAGUAGCAGCAAAUAUGGCGGCCAACCUAUCAGAUCUCUGUCGCAGUCAAGGUCGCGCUCAGCUGCCGCUACCAGACGCAGUGGUACUCGAGGCGGCGUUCAAUAACCUCACAGACGAGAUCGAGAGCCAUCCCUUUUCUAAGGCGAGUCGUAAUUAUAAAAAUGAUCGAUUUACGUUGUUUUUGACUAAACGAGUUUUCGUAUCCUGGCUGCCCUAUUACAAGGACACCUUCGUGAAACCAUUCACCGCAUCAUCAGAAUACACGUUCACCACCGACCAGUACCUCUGCCGCGUGCCAAAUUUACCUAUCCUCAUGCUGCACUCCAAGGGAGACAAGAUUGUGCCCUUCAAUUUAGCUGUUAAGUUACAUGCAAAAGUGGGUGAAUCCCGAAAGAAGUCGGAUGCUCCGCUAGUAUUCCAUGCAUUUGAGCGGGGUUUGGGGCUGGGACACAAUAAUCUAUGCGAAGCACCGGAGCUAAAGAAUGUCGUGGAGUAA